Messenger RNA from Oncorhynchus masou masou (cherry salmon), 713 nucleotides. RefSeq lists its product as uncharacterized. The transcript is spliced from 3 exons. The record is from RefSeq and is a predicted model, not a curated record. Lineage: Eukaryota; Metazoa; Chordata; Actinopteri; Salmoniformes; Salmonidae. Gene Ontology annotation, molecular function: protein dimerization activity. The coding region runs from base 3 to 713 and encodes 236 amino acids.
CAAUGGUGCUUUUGAAAACUUUUGGGGACACCCGAGUGGAUCUACAGCUCAACGAACAAGCGUGCAGGGCAACGGAGCUGCACAAUGAAAAGGUGAAGAAAAAUAGGGAAAUAUUGAAAAGACUCAUUGAUUGUGUCAUGUUUUUGGGUAAACAGGAACUUUCAUUUAGGGGACACGAUGAAAGUGCUGACUCCACAAACAAAGGGAACUACGUGGAGCUUCUUUCUUUUCUUUCUGAAAGCAACACAGAUUUACAAUACCAUCUGUCCACUAACAAAGUGUUCAUUGGGACGUCAGGCAAAAUACAAAAUGACCUAAUUUAUGCUAUUGCUGAAGUGAUGGGAGAAGAGAUCAAAAUGGAGAUAAAAAAAGCUCCCUUUGUUGCUGUUAUGGUGGACGAGACAACAGAUCAAAAAAAUCUGAAUGAGGACAUGGGGCAACUUUACACAUUGGCAUGUGUGACAGUGACCAUCCCUGUGUCCACGGCUUCUGUCGAGCGGUCAUUCUCGGCCUUAAAGCGAAUCAAAACUCACGACUCCAACACCAUCAUUACAUUUGCAGAUGAAACAACAGUGGUAGGCCUGAUCACCGACAGCAACGAUGAGACAGCCUAUAGGGAGGUGGUCAGAUACGUGGCCGAGUGGUGCCAGGACAACAACCUCUCCAUCAACGUGAUCAAGACAAACGAGAUGAUUGUGGACUCCAGAAAUUGA